Castor canadensis (American beaver) is the source of this 1030-nucleotide messenger RNA. It is a transcript of the gene Bet1, whose product is annotated as Bet1 golgi vesicular membrane trafficking protein. The record is from RefSeq and is a predicted model, not a curated record. NCBI's taxonomy places the organism in Eukaryota, Metazoa, Chordata, Mammalia, Rodentia, Castoridae.
ACUCUACUGAUGUCGUGGCGCUUUGGGGCAAGAAGUUGGUAUUCUGCGGGGCCCUGGGACUGAAGACGAGGUCGGGGUGACCCCUGGCUCUUUCCUACCCAUUCCUCCUUCUCUCGCCUCUCCCCUCCCUCCUCGGGCAGGAUGAGGCGUGCAGGCCUGGGUGAAGGAGCACCUCCUGGCAACUAUGGGAACUAUGGCUAUGCCAAUAGUGGGUAUAACGCCUGUGAAGAAGAAAACGAGAGACUCACUGAAAGUCUAAGAAACAAAGUAACUGCUAUAAAAUCUCUCUCUAUUGAAAUAGGCCAUGAAGUUAAAAAUCAAAAUAAAUUAUUAGCUGAAAUGGAUUCACAAUUUGAUUCUACAACUGGAUUUCUAGGUAAAACUAUGGGAAGACUGAAGAUUUUGUCCAGAGGGAGCCAAACAAAGUUACUGUGCUAUAUGAUGCUGUUUUCAUUGUUUGUAUUUUUUGUCAUUUAUUGGAUUAUUAAACUGAGGUGAUACAAGUAUGUGUGAGUUUGGAAUUUGUUCCAGCUAAUGGCUUGGAAUACCACUUCCAUAAAAAUCAGCAUCAAAACAUUCCUAAUUUUCUAAUACCAUGGCCUUUCCCAUUGAAGAUUACUGGAUUCUGCUUGUUUUAUAAAUCACAUUAGAUAAUACAGUGAUUUUUAUGCUAUUUCUUAUUGACUCAUUUUAACCCCUAUUUUUAGGGGUAUUAAGAUUGCCUAAAGUCAGUGUUGCUCUACCAGUUUUUUGUUUGCUUGUUUGUUUCCUGGUGUUUGCUAAUUGUCAAAUUAAAUAGCAAUAUAAUAUACUGUUGUUAUCAUAAAUGUGACUUUAUGUUCCAUGUAAAAAAGCUAGUGGAGAGCAGUAGAAUACCUGGAGAGCCUCAUACACUGCUUUUGAGGUAUUGAGCCAGUCUGUGAUGGAAUGGUAAUUUUCUUUUCCUCAGAGGUCAUCAAUUAAUGAUGUGCUCUCCCUUCCUCCUUAUUUAGCAAAACUAUGGGACAGUUCCUUUUUUCCUGCAGUCUUA